CUUAAACAUCAGACACUUUUUGCAAGGAAAACUCUUCACCGCAUUCAAGAUGCCUUCUUUUGACGAAAGCAAGGCAUACAAAGCCAAGGACAAAGGAAUUUACGUGAGUAGGGAAUUGUUAUCAUCGUUUUAUUCUGACUUUAUUAUAGUAUGAUGAUGGACGAGAGGAAGAACUUGUAAAGUUCAUUCAGGAACGACCCAGAAUGCAAGGAUCACCUUUCACAAUCCUCAAUGCAAUUGACGAAUUUGCACGAACUCAGAGAUACCUCAUGAAUAUAGGAGAGGAUAAAGGGAAAAUAGUUACCGAAGUCAUCCAAAAUACCAAACCUGAAGUCAUGGUAGAACUUGGUGGAUAUUGCGGCUAUUCCACAAUUCUCUUCGCAAAUGCAAUGCGUGCAGCUGGUGGAAAGAAGUUCUACUGUUUGGAGAAGAACCCGAAAUUCGCCAAGAACAUCAAAACUUUGGUGGAGCUCGCUGGGUUGCACGACAUUGUGGAAGUGCUUGUCGGAUCCAGUGAUGAGAGCAUUAAUUCUCUCUCCGGCACGCAAAAAGAGAGCUACAAGGUAGACAUGGUUUUUAUCGACCAUCAUAAACCCUUGUAUACAACGGAUCUUAAGCUUUGCGAAUCUCUAGGUUUCAUCGGAAAGGGUACAGUGAUUAUAGCAGAUAAUGUUAUUUAUCCCGGGAACCCUGAGUACUUGAAAUACGUGCGAAGCAGUGUUGAGGAGAAGAGAGCUGCAAUUUCGACGGCGGAGGAGGGCAGUCAAAGAGGCAAUCCCAACCUCAAAUACAGGAGUGAGCUUAGGAAGAGCUAUGAGCCAUCGGGAGAACCAGUCAGUUCUACUUUUACGUCGAUAUUUCUUACUAUUAGCUAACCUCACAUAGGACGGUGUUGAAAUCACAGUUUGCGAAGGGGAGGCACACGAGUCGUAA
This is a messenger RNA of Hymenoscyphus albidus, 933 nucleotides long. NCBI's taxonomy places the organism in Eukaryota, Fungi, Ascomycota, Leotiomycetes, Helotiales, Helotiaceae. The record is from the annotation of a GenBank genome assembly.